Messenger RNA from Botrytis fragariae, 228 nucleotides. RefSeq lists its product as uncharacterized. The transcript has 2 exons. The coding region runs from base 1 to 228 and encodes 75 amino acids. Lineage: Eukaryota; Fungi; Ascomycota; Leotiomycetes; Helotiales; Sclerotiniaceae. The record is from RefSeq and is a predicted model, not a curated record.
AUGGCUCACUUGAGCUUUGGAAACAUUGAGCAGGCGAAUAUGUUUCGCCAAGAGACUGAACAUAGGGGCAUUAGCAUCUUUGGACCACAAUUAGCAAUUAAGUUUACCCCUCUACCAAAGUAUAGGGAAUGUUGGGCUUCAGAGGGUUUUUCUAGACCAAAAUUAGCUUCUAAUACCUACACUUGUUUUUUAGCUUCUGAAGGUCCAGGUCAUGUCGCAGCAGCCUAG